AUCCGCUUCUCUGGACCCCACCGUCUGCCCCCCCUUUCCGUCCUCCAAACUUCCAGCUCCCCGCGAAUUCAUCCAAAAGAAGUUCCUUUCGAAGAAGAGAAAUCCGAGAAGGAAAACUUUUUUGUUGGGGGGGAGAUAAAGACAAAUGACAGGGUCUCCAAUAACGCCACAGAACGAGAGAAGCACAUCGUUGAUGGACAACUUGUUGGGUCUGCUGCGGAUUCGCAUCAAACGAGGCGUUAACCUUGCCGUUCGUGAUGUCCGAAGCAGCGAUCCCUACGUUGUUGUUAAGAUGGGCAGACAGAAACUGAAGACUCGUGUAAUAAAGAAGGAUGUUAAUCCUGAGUGGAAUGAAGAUUUAACUCUUUCCAUAACAGAUCCUAGUCUGCCAAUCAAGCUGACUGUGUAUGACCAUGACACGUUUAGCAAGGAUGACAAAAUGGGAGAUGCAGAGUUUGACAUCAGGACAUAUAUAGAAGCCUUGAAAAUGAAUUUGGGAGAAAUCCCAAGUGGAACCAUAAUAUCAAAAGUGCAACCAGGCAGGAACAACUGCCUGGCUGAAGAGAGCACCAUUGAUUGGAAGGAUGGGAAGGUUGUCCAAGACAUUUGCCUCAGAUUGAGAAAUGUGGAGUGUGGUGAAGUAGAAAUUCAACUUCAGUGGAUUGACCUUCCAGGCUCUAAAGGUUUAUGAAGUUGAUGAUUGCUGUUAUGUCUGGCUUCUGUCUUGUAUAUUUUAUGGCAGCUUUCCGGAGCUUCCACCAUUGAAUGUCCUGUGAGUUCAUGGUGAGGUUGGUUUGUUCUUUGAACUGUUGUAUGUGUAGACAAAUCUGUCAAGUAGUAUUGGAUUUGUAGCUCAUCUAUAGGAUUGAACAAAUUUCGGUUUAUCUCAUCAUGGAUACCAAGUGAAGUAAUUACACUUUGAUCUUUGUAAUUUACUGAACCUAAUGGCAUUGCCAGCAACUAUUAGCCCAUCAUCUUCAAGGUGAUAAAAUUUAGUCUGCUUUGGU
This is a messenger RNA of Theobroma cacao (cacao), 1007 nucleotides long. RefSeq names its product protein C2-DOMAIN ABA-RELATED 4-like. The record is from RefSeq and is a predicted model, not a curated record. Lineage: Eukaryota; Viridiplantae; Streptophyta; Magnoliopsida; Malvales; Malvaceae.